Messenger RNA from Onychostoma macrolepis, 1203 nucleotides. It is a transcript of the gene itln3, whose product is annotated as intelectin 3. The transcript is spliced from 7 exons. Gene Ontology annotation, molecular function: oligosaccharide binding. Lineage: Eukaryota; Metazoa; Chordata; Actinopteri; Cypriniformes; Cyprinidae. The coding region runs from base 94 to 1041 and encodes 315 amino acids. The record is from RefSeq and is a predicted model, not a curated record.
CUCCAGAUAUAAGCUCGGAUGGGAGAUAAAAGCUGAACAGAAGAGAGAAAUCUUCAUCAGACUUCAUCAACGAACAGCUGAAAACUCAGAGCCAUGCUGCGCUUCAUUUUCUUCCUGAUGUGUCUUUUGCAGUUAAGGCACACAAUGCUGAGUGUUAUGGGAGCUGUCACUCCAAAACCAAUUAUCAUAAAUGGCACCUACUUAAACCCAGAAUUAGGCAAGUAUCAUGCUAGGUUGAGGACCCUCGCUCGCAGCUGCCUGGAUAUCAAAGAGAAAUAUGGCGCUUCGCAGGACGGCAUGUACAUCCUGACAACAGAGAGCGGUACAUACUACCAGACUUUCUGUGACAUGACCACAGCCGGCGGUGGCUGGACUCUGGUGGCCAGUGUCCAUGAAAACAAUAUCAAUGGGAAGUGCUCUCUUGGUGAUCGCUGGUCGAGCCAGCAGGGAAACGACCGAAACCUGCCUGAAGGAGAUGAAACAUGGUCAAACACUGUUACAUUCGGCAGCGCGGCGGCCUCUACUAGUGACGACUACAAGAAUCCUGGGUACUACGACAUCUCUGCACAAGACGUGUCAGUGUGGCAUGUUCCCAAUAAGGAGCAGCUGAAGAGCUGGACGUCUUCUGCUAUCCUGCGCUACCAUACAGAAAGCCAGUUCCUCACAGAGCAUGGUGGAAACCUUUACCACUUAUUCAAGAAAUACCCUGUGAAGUUUGGAGCAGGACAGUGUAAGAGCGAUAUGGGACCCAGCAGUCCGGUGGUGUAUGAUGCUGGAGACAAAGAUUCAACUGCAAACUUAUAUGGACCGUCUGCUGGAAAGGAGUUUGAGUCUGGCUUCAUCGCCUUCAGAAUGUUUAACGCCGAUCAAGCAGCCGUAGCCAUGUGCUCUGGAGUUAAACCUACUGAAUGCAAUCCUCAACAUUAUUGCAUUGGUGGAGGAGGAUUUUUCCCGGAGCGUAAGCAGUGUGGAGACUUCACCGCUCUGGAGCAAGCAUCUAAACAUCUCACUCAGUCCGCCGUGCUGCUCUUCUAUCGUUAAUGUCAAACAUCAAACAUCAGCACGAGCAUCUCUCAGUGUUGUUUACAGUAAAUCACAUGCUGAGCUGAACUGUGCAUGUACAAAGUUGUUAAAAUAUAAUUUCCUGUUUGACGUAUGAAUCUUUAUAUCAAUAAACCUCUGCAAAAAAUAUGUUUCCAUAGU